AUGGCAUGGUCCAUUGACUCAACUGGAUUGGAAGCGGACCAUACCCACGAGUACGACCUGGUAGACACUCCUCAGCAGAACUCAGGCCGGCAACCCAGCUGGGCCGCAUCUACAGGGGUACGACUAAGCCCUGUUGGUGUAUCUUCCGCCUCGUACCCCGUAUCCAAUGGCAGAGAUGCUGCACUGCCGGAAAUGCACCUGGAAGGUUCACAAUUGAGCCUUGCCAUUUCACCUUGCAUCCGCCACCAACGCGAAAAUGAGGCUCCAUGGAAACAGUUCCAUGCGCCCUUUUAUGGGAACCUUGGCGGUUCACCUUCUGCCCACCAUGCAGAUCAAAACGAGGCUACCUUUACCACUAUGAAUAAUUCGAUACAACGUGAACCCUUUCACCCAGAUUCAUCCUUGCGAGUCCCUAGUAACAGUGCGAACACGGCGACCAAUCAUCCAUGGAACACUCCAGAUAUCCGACUGACUCAAAAGAAUGACCAACCUCAUGGGUAA
Penicillium cataractarum is the source of this 501-nucleotide messenger RNA. RefSeq lists its product as uncharacterized. The transcript has a single exon. The record is from RefSeq and is a predicted model, not a curated record. Bases 1 to 501 code for a protein of 166 amino acids. NCBI's taxonomy places the organism in Eukaryota, Fungi, Ascomycota, Eurotiomycetes, Eurotiales, Aspergillaceae.